AUGUAUAGAGCGACGGGGUUAAUGCGUCAACCGAAAGCCUUCACGGGGCUUGCAAGGCUCGCACGCUUUUAUUCCGAGAUCCCUGCUGAAGGGAGUUACGAGAGGCUUGUGUAUGAUAAAUUGGCCGCCAAACUUGCGCCACAGGAGCUGGUAGUAAAAGACGUUUCCGGCGGAUGUGGGUCUAUGUUUGCGAUCAAAGUUGUUAGCGGCGAAUUCAAGGGCAUCCCCAUGGUUAAGCAGCACCGUCUCGUGAAUGAAAUCCUAGCAGACGAGAUUUCGAAAUGGCAUGGGCUUCAAUUGCGCACUCAGGCCCCUAAAUAA
Wickerhamiella sorbophila is the source of this 321-nucleotide messenger RNA. Its product is annotated as Altered inheritance of mitochondria protein 1. The record is from RefSeq and is a predicted model, not a curated record. NCBI's taxonomy places the organism in Eukaryota, Fungi, Ascomycota, Dipodascomycetes, Dipodascales, Trichomonascaceae. The transcript has a single exon. Bases 1 to 321 code for a protein of 106 amino acids.